CAGGUCCGGUUGGUCCACACCAACGACCUCCACGCACAUUUUUCCCCAUUCGAUGCCAAGACUGGCGAUGCAUGUGACGCUACUGUGAAUGGGUGUAUUGGCGGAUCGGCGGUGGUAAAGUCGAUAAUCGACCACCUGCGACUGGCCAACAAUGUGGGCAAGGAGAACUCCAUAUUGCUCAACGCGGGCGACGAGCUUCAAGGCUCGAUUUACUACUCACUGUUCAAGGGCAAUCUGUCAGCCGCGCUGCUUAACAGCUUCGGCUACGAUGCGCUGACACUGGGCAACCACGAGUUCGACGAGGGGCCUGGGCACCUAGCCAAAUAUCUGGCCAAGGUGCAUGUGCCGACCAUCUGCGCCAAUAUCAAAUUUGUUGACCCAGACCCAGCACUGCAGGCCAAUCUCCAGCCCUUCACCAUCAUCGACCGCCACCGAAUUGGCAUCAUUGGUGUCCUGACACCUGACACGGCUGUGUCGUCGAGUGUAGGCAAUGGCAUCGAGCUAACCGAUCCUGUGGAGGCUGUUAACCAGGCUCGCGCACAGCUCGAGAAGCAAGGCAUUCGGCGCAUCAUUGUGCUGUCACAUCUCGGCUAUGAUGGCGACCGUGAACUGGCGCAACGUAUCGACGCGGGCGUCAGCCUGGUGAUCGGCGGCCACUCGCACACAUACCUGUCAAACGACGAAUCCAAGGACAGAGAAGGGCCCUACCCGACCUGGGUAACCAACAGCGGCGAUUCGAUGUGGCAGACAGCGGUUGUGCAGGCGAAGAAAUGGGGCGAGUACGUUGGGUACCUUGACCUGGUGUUCAAUUCUGACGGGUCACUCGAUAGCGAGUUCACCAAGGGCAGCCCGGUUGCAGUAGACAUCUCGCCCUCGUCGCCACUCCACAACCGUAUCAAACCCAACCAGCGCACCAUCGACAUCAUUCGGCCGUUUGAAGAGGAGAUGCGUGCGUAUACGGACAAGCCGAUUGGCCAAGCCAAGGGCCAUUUUGAUGGACCAAAGCGCGCUACGGACCGCGCUGAGCUCGCACUGGGCGAUCUAGUUACCGAUGCUCUAGUGUGGUCUGAUGGAGCCAAGCACGCCAAUAUCGCAGUUAUCAGCACAGGUGCUAUCCGGGACCGCAUCCCCGAGGGCAAAAUCACGCGCGGCCAUAUCCUGCGAGCCUUGCCAUUCGACGACACGCUGGUGCUGGCCACCUUGUCAGGCAAGGAAAUCCGCGCCAUGGUU
Linderina pennispora is the source of this 1230-nucleotide messenger RNA. RefSeq names its product Metallo-dependent phosphatase. Gene Ontology annotation, biological process: nucleotide catabolic process. The transcript has a single exon. NCBI's taxonomy places the organism in Eukaryota, Fungi, Kickxellomycota, Kickxellomycetes, Kickxellales, Kickxellaceae. The annotation marks the transcript as partial. Gene Ontology annotation, molecular function: hydrolase activity, acting on ester bonds; metal ion binding; nucleotide binding. The record is from RefSeq and is a predicted model, not a curated record.